AUGCAGGUCAUUUACAAUACUUUCGCAGCGACGCUCCCUUAUUUCGUAAAGCUGCUCAAGACCUGCGACUUCUAUGCUUUUGACGAGGAGAUGACGGGCGUUGCUUUGCCAAAUACAAGCGAUUUGAUCACAUUUUCAACCGCAGAGAGCUACUACUUCAAGCGGAUGGCGGCCAAACACUAUAACCUUAUUCAGGUUGGUCUUUGUCUCUUCCACCGAACAGGCUCCACCGGGGGCGUCGCAAAGUACACGGCGUCACCGUUUAAUUUUGUCUUGUUUCCUCAAUCUAUGGAAGAAACGGGGGGGGCACAGUUCGGGAGCAACAUCAGCAGCGACAUUGUUCUGAGCUCUUCUGCUAUGGCGUUUCACCGGCGUCAAGAAAUGGAUUUCCAGUCGUGGGUUUACCAGGGCAUUGGGUUUUGCGACAAGGACCAAGCAGACGUGUUGCGAAACCACUGGAAGAGAAAACGUUCGGAGAUCAGCGGUUCGGAUAAUGCUGAGGAAAAAACAGCAUGCGACGACUUUACGGACGAGGAAAAGUCGUGGGUCGCGGCCUCGAUAAAGGCUGCUGAGGAGUUGAAGCAGCGAGCAGACACGGCGUGGUGUGAUGCGACGACUAAGAAUAUGAAUGGCCUGUUGAAGGUGAACCAAAGCGCUGAGGCAGUCAAGAUUCUCGGUACCCGUGAGGUGCUUCUUGAGAACCAGUCGAGCAAGAAAGUGACCGAGCACCUUGCAAAGUACUUGAAGACUCACCUGCCGUCUGUGACCGUAACUUAUCGUCGCCAGGGCAAGAUGUUCGCCGGCACGCUCUGUGUCUUUACGGAGGAUGAAAUCCAAUCAAAGAUCGCCAAGGAGAAGGCUGCUUGUCAUUGUGAUGAGCUGAAUUCGCUGGGGUUCCGCCUCGUGUUCGAGGAGCUGGUGAACUCUAAGAAGCCGUGCGUGGGGCACAACUGCUUUACAGACUUGCUUUUUCUAUUGACGGCGUUUGAUCAAAUUUUACCGGAGGAUCUCCCGUCGUGGAAGGCGCGCGUGAAGGAAUUGUUCCCAACGAUUCUGGACACGAAGUACAUCGCGACGCGCGUGGAUCGAUUUCCCAUGGGGUACUUCCCGAAGCUCUACCUCGGCGGCCUCUUUGAGAAUUACGGAAUGCAGUCUCAGAAAGUCGAGGUGAGCCUGCCGCUGGGAUUCCAGAACUAUGACCCCCUUACCUUAAUGACGAAGUCCCAUCGCAACUUGCCAUCCCGCGGACCGGCCAACCCUUCUCAUGAGGCGGGCUACGAUGCACUCAUGACUGGAACGCUCUUGCUUAAUUUGCUUGCGGAACUGGGGUGCAACGAUGUGAGGGAAGCGCCAGCUGACCUAAUCAACAAAGUUUCGAUUUUUCGCUCACUAUAUGCGGUCGAUUUGUCCAAAGCAGAUAGUGACGAGUAUACCCCAGGGGAGCGCGUGAUUCUAAACCUCCGGUUCUCACUAAAUUCAAAAUGGUCGGAUGUCGAGACGUGUGCUAAGGCAAGCGGUGUUGCCAACCCGGUCACGUAUGACGUGGAAAAGGGGCACCUCAUCCUCGUGCUACCGCCACUGGAAAAAUGUGAAUCGGACACGAUUGCGGACACCCUCAGCAAGCGCUUUCCGGAUAUCAUUCAUGAGGUUUCCGUAUACAAGCCACCGCAUUUAGUAUAG
Molecule: messenger RNA, 1680 nt
Organism: Phytomonas sp. Hart1
Lineage: Eukaryota; Euglenozoa; Kinetoplastea; Trypanosomatida; Trypanosomatidae
Source: the annotation of a GenBank genome assembly